Molecule: messenger RNA, 2961 nt
Organism: Drosophila obscura
Lineage: Eukaryota; Metazoa; Arthropoda; Insecta; Diptera; Drosophilidae
Product: peroxisomal N(1)-acetyl-spermine/spermidine oxidase
Exons: 5
Coding region: 331-2076 (581 amino acids)
Molecular function (GO): polyamine oxidase activity
Source: RefSeq, a predicted model, not a curated record
AAGUCAACAACUCUAGCUACAACAGCUGUUGGGUACAAUUUUACUGAAAUUUUAAAAGAAAUUUAUGAAGUUGGUUUUUUUUCAUGCUCUUCCGAAUACGUUGCUAUAUAAUACACCAAACCGAAUGCCGAUUUGCCCGAUCAGCUGUUCCCUCCCGCAACGAAAUCGGCCGCUGUCAAAGAAACGUCAAAACAGUCGCGGGUCGGACGAAAAGUGCAGAAAAAAUAAAAUGAGGUGCAUAAAUAAUCGCAAAAGACAUUGAGAACGAGCGCUUAACAAACAAAACAGAAACCCGCAUAUGUGCACAACGGCUGUCCAGACCUAGGAGCAAUGGGCGAUAAAGCAGAGCCAACCACCCCUGCCCCGUCCCCAACGGAGGAAGGACUAGCAUCAUCUGUCGGCAAUGCUGGAGCCCCCGGCAACAGCACAAAUGCAAAGAUCCUGAUCAUUGGGGCAGGAAUGGCCGGCCUCUCGGCGGCCAACCAUCUUCUGCAAAACGGCUGUGACGACUUCCUUAUUGUUGAGGCGCGCAGUCGGGUGGGUGGGCGCAUUGUGUCCAUACCACUCAGCAAUAAUCAAAAGAUCGAGCUGGGCGCCAACUGGAUACACGGCGUCCUGGGUAACCCGAUAUUUGAAUUGGCAAUGCAGCAUGGUCUAGUCAGCGUGGUGAAUGUACCAAAGCCUCACAAAGUCGUGGCCACCACCGAAGAUGGGCAUCAAGUUCCUUUCAGCAUACUGCAGGAGAUCUAUGAGGCAUACGUGUGCUUUCUACGGCGCUGCGACGAGUAUUUCCUGUGCCAGUACAGCCCCCCGCCGGACAUACAUAGCGUGGGCGAGCACAUAAACUACGAGAUCGAGAUCUAUCUAAGCUCGGUGCAGGACCCGAAGGAGAAGCGCCUCAAGCAAUCCAUAUUCAACUGUCUUCUCAAGCGAGAGACCUGCAUCACGGGCUGCAACAACAUGAACGAAGUGGAUCUCCUCGAACUGGGCAGCUACACUGAGCUACAGGGCGGCAACAUAGUUCUGCCCUCUGGCUACAGCUCCAUACUGCGACCGCUGAGUGGCCAGAUACCGCAGCAGUCCAUUUUGACCAAGUGCCCAGUGAAAAGGAUUCACUGGAAGCGGAAAAAGACAUUCACAGGCCUGGAAACCGUCGACGAACACUCGGAGAACGAGGACUCGGACGAUUCGGAGAAAACCGUCACAGAAGUACCCACAGCGGCUGGUGCCCUGCGGGGAGCCUCCGUCGAGUCGAACUCCAGCAGCAAUUGUGAUUAUCCCACGGGCAAUGUGCGCGUGGACUGCGAGGACGGACGCGUCUUUCACGCCGCUCAUGUGAUAUGCACAAUACCGCUGGGCGUGCUCAAGCACACGCACAAGACCCUUUUCGAUCCGGAACUGCCGCAGUUCAAGCAGGAAUCGAUUGAGAAUCUCAUGUUCGGGACUGUGGACAAGAUAUACCUGGAGUAUGAGAGGCCGUUCCUUAGUGCGGACAUAUCGGAGGUGAUGCUGCUGUGGGAUGAUGACAAGCGUGACAUGCACACCUCCACUGAGGAGGAGCUGGCCAGCGAGGCCUAUCUUAGCAAGAAUUGGUUCAAGAAAAUCUACUCCUUUGCCAAGAUGACGGACACGCUGCUCCUGGGAUGGGUUUCUGGGCGCGAGGCCGAGUAUAUGGAGACUCUCUCUCACGAGGCUGUGGCGGAAAAGUGUACUGAGAUCCUGAGAAGCUUCCUGCAAGAUCCGUAUGUCCCGAAACCCAAGCGCUGCGUGUGUACCAGCUGGAAAUCGCAGGACUUUACUGGAGGGGCCUAUACCUCCAUACCUGUGGGAGCCACCCAGGAAGAUAUUGAAAACCUGGCCCAGCCCCUGUAUGCAACGCCGCAGGCCAUGAAGCCCGCCAUCGUGUUUGCUGGAGAGCACACGCAUUCCAGCUUCUACUCCACCGUGCACGGUGCCUACUUGAGUGGACGGACAGCGGCACAGUAUCUACUGGCGAAUGAUGAGCCCGAUGAGAUUAUAAUGGAGUCUGACGGCAGCGACCUCAGCGCCUGGAUUCAAGGCAUCGCCCUGGACUGAGAACAUCAUAGACAACAAAUCGAUAUUGUAUUAUAAUUUAUAUUUAUUUAUUUAUGUUACCGAUUAACUUUUACAAUUCUUGAAUGCUUUUUAGCUAGUGAUAUUCCAUUUUUCCGUUUAACAUUUUUCGCACUGUAUGUAGUGUUUUUAGCGUAUUUUUGUACGUCCUCAUUGAGCAUUUGUUAUAUUAUAUGAUUGUUUUAUGAUGCAAUUUUGUUUAUAAUUUAUAUGGAACCCGCUUGUACAAUACUAUAAAUAAAUUUUAUAAUAUAGCUGAGCUGAUCAAUGUGCGGCCAACACCAACCAAGCAACCAACAGACCGUGCACUCCAAGCAGCUUUCACUGUACUUGAACGAAGCACGAAUACAAAUAUGUGUGCACAAACAUAAAGUUAUUUAGAAAUAAUUACCGAAUUAUUCAUAAGUAGAACUACUUACUACAUACAUACAUACUAUAUAAAAUGCCUAUUUUUGUAAACUCAUAUUAAGAUAUCAAAGAUUCGCUUUAAGUUAGGAUUGGACCAGGUGGCCGCCCGCCACCGGAAAUCAUGCAUGAGCAAUGACUCCAGGAACACCGAUGGCCACAAGUGUAAAUUCAAUGUAACUAUUGUUAAUGUUAACUACGUUGCUAGCUCAUUUGUGCAAUAGUUUAAACGCAUACCUAGUAUACAUAGUUGAUAUUGAAAAAUCCGUUUGUUUGUAUCUUCAAAUGAUCAAUGUUUCGACCUGUUCGCAUAAAGUGAAUAAAGAACACGCUAAAUUAUUAUAUACACAAACUUAUUUCUUUACCCUUGCUUAGUUUUUUAUAUCAAAAUCAGUUGAAAUUUGACUUUCUGAGCUACAGCUUUGGCAAAAUUCUGGUUUAUUCUAAAAAAAAAUAGGUGAA